This is a messenger RNA of Mercurialis annua (annual mercury), 1245 nucleotides long. RefSeq lists its product as uncharacterized. The record is from RefSeq and is a predicted model, not a curated record. Lineage: Eukaryota; Viridiplantae; Streptophyta; Magnoliopsida; Malpighiales; Euphorbiaceae. The coding region runs from base 32 to 1222 and encodes 396 amino acids. The transcript is spliced from 2 exons.
AAUAAUACAAAUAAAGUAAGAAAAAAGAAAAAUGUACGUGACAAGGCCUCUUUCAUUGUAUAGGAACCACCCAAGUGCUAUUUCGGAAGACCCGCCGGAAGGUCCAUAUUCCGGCUGUCUUGUAAUUACAGAUGAAGAAGCUGCGGAACAAGAUGCAUAUUGUUUUGGUGCUUGUAAGAAGAGGAGAAUUAAAAGGCUGCCUUUUCCUCAAGAUAAGAUUUUAAAUGUGGUUCAUUUUUCUGAUUAUGAAGAAACUUUAGCCAAGAAAGUUUGGUUUCUCCCAGUUCUUGAUCAGCCUCUGUCUUCUAAUACUUAUUAUGUCAUCAAAGCUAAAGGCAGAUUCAAAGGGCAAGCAAUCAAGUGCUCAAGGGAUAUGGACAUGAGUUUAUGUUGCUUCAAGAAAGUAAUAAAGGACAAGAAACCAAAACCAUUAGAUCCAACAAACAUAUACCAAAAAUUCAAGAUUCAUAGCCAUCAUUCAAAUACAUUCUUUGCCAAGUCUCUUGCUCCUUAUGGCCAUCCACCAAAAUUGCUAAGAGAAAAAGGAUGGAGAAUUAGAUCAUCAAAAUCAAGACCAUAUAAAUUUCAACUAAGUGAUGCUUUAGGCCUUGAUGCCACUCUUAGAACUCAAUUUCCAAGUUUAAAUUUUACAACCUCCACAAAAAUUUCAUCUUCAAUUAUUGUUGGAACAUGGUAUUGCCCAUUUGUGUUUAUAAGAGAAGAAUCAAGAAUAAGGCAACAAAUGAAGAAAUCAAUGCUAUAUAAAAUGACUCUUGAGCAACAUUGGGAAGAAAUUUAUUCAUGGGAGAAUGUUAACAAUGAGACCAAUAUUUCUUUGAUUAUUAAUGCUAAUGUACAAAGAGUAGAUUAUUCUGUAUUUGGGAUGGAAGCUAAAAAGGAUGAUAAAAUUAGUUAUGGUGGGUUCAUUUGGUAUAAGGGUAUAAUUGGUAAUAGAAAUAAUAAUAGAGGGAGAGGGUUUAGUGUGGGUUUAAGUUUUGUAAUAGUGGAAAAAAUGAAAUGGGUGCUUGAAGGAGGAGGAUGGGUUGAUGGAGAAAAAAAUGUAGGAAUAGAAAGAAAUGUAGAAAUUAGAAGUGAAAAUAGGUGGAGAAGAUUUAAAUGUUAUGUUUUGGUAGAGAGUUUUGUAUGGAGGAGAUUGGAUGGUAGUUUGGUGUUGAAAUGUAAUUUUAGGCAUACUGAUAAAAUUAAAUGCAAAUGUGAAUAAGUAUCCCUAUUUUUGUGGUCUAA